Molecule: messenger RNA, 483 nt
Organism: Eimeria necatrix
Lineage: Eukaryota; Apicomplexa; Conoidasida; Eucoccidiorida; Eimeriidae
Exons: 4
Coding region: 1-483 (160 amino acids)
Source: RefSeq, a predicted model, not a curated record
AUGGGGUGUUUUGCUGCAGUCUCGCGAGCAGCAGCAGCAGCAGCUUCUGCUGCUGCUGCUGCACUUCUGCUGCUGGCAGUGUCUAUACACUGCGAAGACUCUGAUUCAACAGCAGACCUGAGUCUGGGCCGGCUGAGCCUGCAGGAGCUGCUGGACCUCGAGUGCCUCGCCCUCAGCCAAGCCCGCUGCCAGCAGGGGCAGCUGCAGCACUGCAGCACUCCAGCAUCUCGGGCUCGCCUGUGGGGCCCCUCGGGGGCCCCCAGUUGUUUUGGGGGCCCCGAGUUGGACUUGGCCCGCAGCGGCCUCCACUGCCUGGGCAAUUGCGGCGAGGCUGUCUUCUGCAGGGGGGCCCCCGACCCGGAGGGGGCCCCCCUCUUGCCCCUCCCCUCUGAGCUCCGAGAUCUUCUACACUCCCACACCCAGCGCUGCUGCCAGCAGCACGCUUACAGGGGCGAGGGCUUAGGGUCUGGGCCGCGCGGAUAG